AUUGAAACAGCAACGAGUUAGUUAAACAACGCAAGCAUGUCGACGGUUCAAGUGGUCGAAGAAGGCAACCGACGAAAGGGCGGCAUGAGCUCGGAAGAAACGGACCAAUGCAUCCUCGACAUUUUGAGCUGGUUCCAGCGCAAGAAGGCGUCGCUUCCGAAAGCGUCCAUGGAUCCUCAGGAAGUGGAAGCCUUGGAGAAGGCAUUGGAUGCACCUGUGCCAAAGGCGCUUGCGUUCUUGUUGGAGAAGCAAAACGGCGGCAUUUGGUUCAACGAGUUCAAGUCCCUCUCUUGCGACGAGAUCAUUUCCACUGCGGAAACGAGUCAGUCGUGGGACGGAUGGGCUCGCGGUCAUGUGCCCCUAGCGGCCGACGUGGACGGCGCACUCCUCGUGAUCGACACCAAGCAUGGCAAUGCCGUGCACGAGCUGUCUUCCGAAGGUCUCGGUCGCCAGUUGGGGCCUUCCCUCACAGCAUUCUUUGAAACGUACCGGAACGAGUUGUUGUCUGGGAACUACGACUUUGUCCAAGACGUGGGCUUGGUUGAACGCAGCCAAAAGCCUCGCAAGUAGCCCCUUAACAUCGUGAAAGCAAGGUGUUAAAACUUGAUAUAACUUCGCUUGUCCUGACAUUGUGGAACA
Aphanomyces astaci is the source of this 639-nucleotide messenger RNA. RefSeq lists its product as hypothetical. The coding region runs from base 37 to 570 and encodes 177 amino acids. The record is from RefSeq and is a predicted model, not a curated record. The transcript is spliced from 6 exons. NCBI's taxonomy places the organism in Eukaryota, Oomycota, Saprolegniomycetes, Saprolegniales, Verrucalvaceae.